Molecule: messenger RNA, 828 nt
Organism: Blepharisma stoltei
Lineage: Eukaryota; Ciliophora; Heterotrichea; Heterotrichida; Blepharismidae
Source: the annotation of a GenBank genome assembly
AUGUUUUCUCUCUCAAGAUUUAUAAAAGCAAAGAGCGCUUGAAGAAACUUCAAUACGAAAUACCAGUUUAUUGAUGUAAAAAAAGAAGAAAAAGUAUCUAUAAUCACUAUGAAUCGUCCAAAAGCAUCAAAUGCUCUAUGUGACAGACUAAUCCACGAAAUCGUAACCCAGCUUAAAAAAUGCGACAGAAACCCAGAAACCAAUGCAAUCGUACUUACAGGGCUUCACAAGGUUUUUGCAGCUGGUGCUGACGUCAAAGAAAUGGAACCAAGAACUUUUCAAGGAAAUUUCUCAACAAAUUUUUCAUCAGAAUGAGACGAAAUUGCAAAGACUAGAAAACCUCUUAUAGCCGCUGUAAAUGGUUUUGCACUAGGCGGAGGCUGCGAAAUCGCUAUGAUGUGUGACAUAAUAAUUGCAGGGGAAAAUUCAAAAUUCGGGCACCCUGAAAUAAAGCUUGGGACUUUUUCAGGAGCUGGAGGGACACAGAGAUUAACAAGAGCUGUAGGAAAAGCAAAAGCUAUGGAAAUGCUGCUUACUGGGGAACUGAUUUCUGCAAGAGAAGCCUGGCAGAGUGGCUUAGUCUCAAGAAUUGUGCCUGAUCAUGACGUAGUUGAUAUUGCUAUAAAAAUCGCAGCAAAAAUUGCUGCAAACUCACAGCCGAUGGCAAUGAUGGCUAAAGAGUGUAUAAAUCAAGCAUAUGAAAGUACAUUACAAGAAGGAUUAGAAUUUGAGAGAAGGAUGUUUCAGUCCACUUUUGCGUUUUAUGAUAGAGAAGAAGGGAUGAAGUCAUUUAUUAAUAAAAGAGACCCAGAAUUUAAAGAUGCCUAG